GACAAAUGGGAUUUUCCAGUGAUACCUAAAAUCCCUGAUGGAAAAACUGGAAAAACCAGGUUUGACAGUCAUAAGUGGACAAAGCCCAAACAUGAACAAAACCAAGGCCUUGAAAUUUUAGAAAAAUUAGGAUUAAGAUGA
Messenger RNA from Funneliformis geosporum, 141 nucleotides. Lineage: Eukaryota; Fungi; Glomeromycota; Glomeromycetes; Glomerales; Glomeraceae. The record is from the annotation of a GenBank genome assembly.